CGUUCCGGGGGCGAUGGGGCCGGGACGGGGACGAGGACAGGGACGGGGAUGGGGACAGGGAUGGGGACGAGCCGCUGCCGCCGCAGAGGGCGAGGAAGAGGCGGCCGCGGAGCAGCGGCUCGGGAGGCUGGAGCCGGCGGAGGAGAGCUCUGGCUCCAGCGACGAGAGCGACGACGGCGGGAGCGUGGCGGGCGCUGCCGGGAAAGGUCACUCUGACAUGUCUUUUGAGGAACUCCUGCGGGUGCAGAGUGAUACCAGGACAAAAGUGAGCAGGAAGGUGCCUGGUGGGAAGAAAACUGCAAAGCCUACCAAAGCUACACUGAUGCAACAAGGCAAAAAGGGGCCAUUGGAGAUGUCAGCCAAGAAGCCUGUACCUUUCCUGCGACAAGUUGUCCCUGUUAGGAAGAAGGUCCAGAGAGACCCUCGAUUUGAUGACCUUUCUGGAGAGUAUAAGCCUGAAAUAUUUAUGAAGACGUACAGCUUCCUGGACAGCAUCAAGAAGCAGGAGAAGGAGAUGGUUCAGAAGCAGCUGAAGAAAUGCCGGAACGUGGAACAGAAGGAGAAACUUCAGCGGCUCCUGAACCGUAUGACACAGCAGGAACAGGCACAGAAGAAACAGCAGAAGUUGAGAGAGAGGGAGCUGUCUUUGAAAAGACAACAGAGGGAAUUGGCCAAGCAGGGAAAGAAACCCUUCUUCCUAAAGAAAUCUGAGAAACGGAAAUUGGAACUAGCUGAGAAGUAUGCAGAGCUGAAGAGGAGUGGAAAGCUGGAGAGCUUCCUGAACAAGAAGAGGAAGAGGAAUGCCAUCAAAGACAAGCGCCAUCUGCCCUCACAGAAGAACGUGUGACUGUUGGACAGUCAUGCUGUUGUCUGGCACUGGCUCAUUCUGCCUUGGCCAGGCCUGGAGGAUGGUUAUCCCUCUUCCCAGGAUCUGCCUUCCACUGCACAGUGAUGCUCUAAGGCAGCAGAGUAGGGGCUGAACUGAGGGAACUAAAGGUUUUUUGUAGCUGAAGUAUCUGCUUUGCUUGUGGUUUAGAUCAUGCCUGGGUGGUGACAAGUGUGUCAUGCAGAUGCUGAUGGUGAUGACAGCUGUCUUUGCCCUUGCACCUGCUCAUUUCUAACUCCAGCAAGGAAAGCGUGAGUCCUGCCCUACACUGCUGGCUCUACUCCAGGUUCUUUCAGACUUCCACUGAGGCAGAAAAGGAUGUGGGACAGUCCCUGCUCAGAGCAGCAACCCUGACUUCAGAUCAGGUUGCUCAGAGCUGCUUUGGUGGGAUCUGAUAAUGUCCAAGGACAGCUGCCUUCACCUCUCUUGGCCUCUGCUCGACUGCUUCAGGUUCUCAAGAUGGAACUUUUUGUUCCCUCAUCCAGGAAACCUGCCUGGUGUUAGUCCACAAUCAUUGUCUUGUUCUCAGUGAAGUGCCUGGCUCUGUCUUCUCAGCAGCCUUGUCACAGGUCUGAGGGGUGGGUGGGACAGGGGUGCUGUGAGGUCUCCCCAAAGUCUUUUCUUCUUAAGGGUGAAUAAAUCCUGUUUCCUCAGCCUUUCCUAGCAGUGCUCCAGUCUCUGACACCUUUCACACAUUCAGCUGGAGUCAGCCCAGACAGCCAACAGCUGUCUUUUGGUGGCCCAGCAUGGAUCAGUAUCUGAAGUAGUCUCACAAGAGAUGAGGAAAGGUGAGAGGAUCACUCCAUGUGGGCUGCUCCUGGUGAUGCAGAUCUAGGUGAGCUGGCCUUCCUCAUACACGGGGCAUGCUGUGACUGCUUGGGAUCUCUCCUUCAGAGCAGCUUGUUUUCUCAGGGUCAUCUCCACAGGGUUAUUAGUGCUUCUAGGAAACUGAUCCUCUAUGAAAUAAAGUACCUGUUUUCCUU
Molecule: messenger RNA, 1869 nt
Organism: Passer domesticus (house sparrow)
Lineage: Eukaryota; Metazoa; Chordata; Aves; Passeriformes; Passeridae
Gene: RRP36
Product: ribosomal RNA processing 36
Exons: 7
Coding region: 14-847 (277 amino acids)
Biological process (GO): maturation of SSU-rRNA from tricistronic rRNA transcript (SSU-rRNA, 5.8S rRNA, LSU-rRNA)
Cellular component (GO): 90S preribosome; nucleolus
Source: RefSeq, a predicted model, not a curated record